Messenger RNA from Phalacrocorax carbo (great cormorant), 2298 nucleotides. NCBI's taxonomy places the organism in Eukaryota, Metazoa, Chordata, Aves, Suliformes, Phalacrocoracidae. The record is from RefSeq and is a predicted model, not a curated record.
GGUAUAUUUACGGGGCGCGGCGGCCCGGGGCGGGCCGGGGCGGCGGAUGGCGGGGGCGGGCCGGGGGCCGGCGGGCAGGCGGCGGCGGUAACGGGCGGGCGGCAGCCGGGACCGCUCCAUGUUCGCCAUGGACUACUCCUACCUCAACUCCUACGAUUCCUGCGUGGCCGCCAUGGAGGCGUCCGCCUACGAGUUCAGCCCCUGCAGCCAGGCCGGUUCCUUCCAGUACAGCCCCAUGCGGGGGGGCUUCGGCGCCGGACCCGCCUGCCCCCCCCUCGCCUCCGCCAGCUGCGCCCUGGGCGCCCUGCGCGACCACCAGCCCUCGCCCUACUCGGCAGUGCCCUACAAAUUCUUCUCGGACCCGUCGGGCAUCAAUGAGAAGCGGAAGCAGCGGCGGAUCCGGACGACGUUCACCAGCUCCCAGCUGAAGGAGCUGGAGAGGGUCUUCGCCGAGACGCACUACCCAGACAUCUACACCCGCGAGGAGCUGGCCCUCAAGAUCGACCUCACCGAGGCCCGGGUGCAGGUCUGGUUCCAGAACCGCCGAGCCAAAUUCCGCAAGCAGGAGCGGGCGGCCAAUGCCAAGGGCGCCGGCACCGCAGCCGGCACCACCGGCAAGAAGUCGGAACCGCGCUCUUCCUCGGAAGACGACGAGUCCAAGGAGUCCAACUGCAGCCCGACACCGGACAGCACGGCAUCCCUGCCUGCCGCCGGCAGCCUCGGCAGCCCCGGCAGCAGCCUGAGCCCCAGCCCCAGUGCGGGGCCACCCAUGGGACCCGGCCACCCCCCCCAGCCCCUCAAGGCACCCAUCUGGCCUGGCGUGAGCACCAGCAGCGGCACCGCCAACGCCGCUGACCUGCUGAAGGCUUGGCAGCCCGCCGAAGCCGUGCCGGGACCUUUCUCCGGCGUCCUCUCCUCCUUCCAUCGGAAGCCCAACGCCCUCAAGACAAACCUCUUCUGAUGCGCCGGUCGCCGGAUCCGGCCGCACCGAACCCCCCCCGGCCCCCCCACCGCCGCCCCGCACCCUCCACCCCAACGCUCCCACCGCGGACCCAGCAAUGAUGCUCCGGCAGAGAGAUGGACUGGGGACCCCCCCCACCCCCACCAAAUCCCUGCCUGGCCACCCACACCAGAGGCUGCUCCCUGGGGGGGACCACGGGACCCCCCCCCCACCCUCUUCCAGACCCUGCGCCGAUGGGAUGGACCCAGAGCUCGGGGCAGCCCCUGCCACUGGCUCCUGCCCACACCGUGGUGGUGCAGGAUCAUGGGGGUGCAAAGGGGGGGGACGGCAGCCCCCGGCCCGGCUGGUGUGUCUGGGUGUAGCCAUUGCUCCAGCAUGCUUUUGGGGGGCUCCUGGUGCACUCCAGGAGUGAGGGCAGCCGUGGGGCUCCCCACAGUGCUGUGGAUGCUCCAGCAUUGGGCAGCCCCCCCCACAGGAGACCCCUCCCUCCUCCAUGGGGUGAGGAAGCACUUUAGGGUUGGGGGCUCUGGGGGCCGCGGAGUGAGCAGUGCCUGGGAAUUCGGCAGCAAGAGACCCCUCAGCACGGGGGACGGGGGUGAUGCCCCCCCCCCAAUCCCACCUGCGGACAUGGAUGUGCCCCCACCCACAACAGCACCCCAGCCUGGCAGGCCUGGAGAGGAGGAGACACCCCGCCCCGGGUGCGAUGGGAUUUUGAGGGGCAAACGCAAGACCUGGGCUUUGCGCUCACCGGCAACGCUGCGGAUGCUGCCAACGGGGACGAGGCACCGGGAACUGUCACCGUCCUGCUGUGCCAGGGCCGAGCCGCCCCGGUGACACCGCAGCUCCCCCGGAGAGGGGCUGGCACAGGAUGGACCCCCCCCGAGCAGAUUGUGGGACCCCCCGAAGGAGCCGCGACCCCUCGCUGGCCGUCACCACCGUGCUGGGAGCGGGAAGGAGGCUCCCGCCGGAGCUGGCGCGGCUGCAGCCGGCAUCACCCAGCACACCACCGCUCGGCAGCGACCUCGCAGAGGGUCCUGGGGGGUCCCGGGGUGCAGCUCGGCCCCUUGCCCCCACUCGCCGGUGCUGCCCGUGCCGGUGGGCUUCGCGGUGAGCGUCGGCGUGGCCGUGCCGGCGUCCCUGUCUGUGUGUCUGCGCAGCGGCAGCAGCGGGUCCCCGUCCCCUCCCCACUGAGGGUCCCCCAUCCCCGUCCCGGCUGAGGUGGGUUUGGGUUUCACCUUUUUUCUUUCUGGGUUGUUUUUUUUUUUUGUUGUCGUUUUUAACCGUUCUGUAAUUUAUUGACCCCGUUUGCAAAUGACACUAAUCCAAAUAAAACUUAA